Molecule: messenger RNA, 2749 nt
Organism: Wasmannia auropunctata (little fire ant)
Lineage: Eukaryota; Metazoa; Arthropoda; Insecta; Hymenoptera; Formicidae
Gene: DPCoAC
Product: mitochondrial coenzyme A transporter SLC25A42
Exons: 6
Coding region: 185-1237 (350 amino acids)
Biological process (GO): transmembrane transport
Source: RefSeq, a predicted model, not a curated record
CCAGUGAUCGCAGUCCGUGGCAGUCUGUAAACCGUCGCGGACGUGGUUACGUGUCAAUUCGAUUUCGAGGUACCAUCAUCCGGAGCGGCAGAGCAUUGCCUUGUACCUGUGUACAUCAGCGAUAGGAAAAACAGAGACGACGAUCUGUAUGAGAGCUCAUCGGUAACGGGAAAUCAGGCCAGAGAUGAGCGGACAUGCAACCCGUCCCGGAGAGGGUGGCAAAGCGGUUCUCGAGCGUAUUCAGGUGUCCGUGUUGCCGAUCCCUGGGAAACACGCCACAUCGACGUUGCCUGCCGCAUCGGCCCCACCAAUGGAGAGGCAAGAUGUGGAUAUUACAAGCAAACAGAAAAAAUCCACCGGAAAGGAGAUUUCCAAUACUCAAAGAGUCUGGACGAGUUUGGUGUCCGGUGCGAUAGCGGGUGCUCUGGCGAAGACCACGAUAGCGCCGUUGGAUCGUACAAAGAUCAACUUUCAAAUUUCGAAGCAGCCCUACUCGGCCAGGGCGGCGAUUGGGUUCUUGACUACAGCGAUGCGUACCGAAGGCCUCCUCAGCCUGUGGCGCGGAAACAGCGCUACCAUGGUCAGGAUAGCACCGUACUCGGCGGUGCAGUUCACGGCGCACGAACAGUGGAAGAGAAUUCUGAAUAUAAACGCGGCAAGAGAAAAGCCAUGGGCGAGUUUCCUGGCCGGCGCGCUCGCGGGCGUUACGUCGCAGACCAUGACCUAUCCGUUGGAUUUGAUGCGGGCGAGAAUGGCGGUGACCCUGAAGGCCGAGUACAAGACUCUGCGGCAGGGGUUCUCGCGAAUGUACAGGGAGGAGGGAGUAUUGGCGUACUAUCGUGGUUUCACCGCUACGAUCCUCGGUGCCAUCCCGUAUGCCGGUUGCAGUUUCUUCACAUACGACAUACUGAGAAACUUACUGACCGUGUACACGGUGACUAUUCCGGGAUUCUCGACCUCGCUCAUUUGCGGCGGCAUCGCUGGAAUGGUCGGUCAGACAAGCAGCUACCCACUGGACAUUGUGCGGCGGAGAAUGCAGACGUCAGCGAUCAAGGGCCAGCACUAUCACACGAUCACGUCGACUAUCGUGAAAAUUUAUACAGAAGAAGGAAUAAUGGCUUUUUACAAAGGCUUGAGCAUGAAUUGGGUAAAGGGUCCUAUUGCUGUCGGAAUCAGCUUUGCCACGCAUGACACAAUACGGGACACACUGAGGGACGUUAUUUGUGAAGAUACAUAGGAUUAGUGGAACAAACAUUGAAAGUCUGGGGUUUAUCAUGGAAUAAUGCUAACCAAUAAUUAUAAUUAUUUAAUAAUUAUUAAUUAUAAUUAUUGCUUGACUAUUAUCCAAAUACGCUUAUAUAAUUAUUACUUAUUGUUUAUAAUUAUAUAAGUAAUAAUUGUAAUUAAUAUUACUAAUUAUUACAUAAUUUCAUCAUUUAACUCAAAUCAUGAUGAAUAAAUAUGUCAGCGUACAUCUCCUCAAAUUUUCGCUCGACAAAAAGAAACUAAAGAAAGUGAAAAUUUAUCGCGCCAAAGCGUUAUCGACGGCAAGAAUGUAAAAUAAUAUUGCAUCAUUAACAAUACGACAAGAAGAAUAAUUAGUUUGUUAUUUUGUGUGAGAACAUUUUGCCAAAAGCAACACAGGAGAUCAUUAGUACAAAUUGUUAAAUAUGUACAUAUUGUUAUUUCAAACAUUAUAGAAAUUGUUGGAGAGAUGUAAUACGUAUUAGAUGCAUACACCAAAUCGUAAUUUAAGCAUUGUGCAUUGGUCCAGUAAUGUAGAAGUAUGAUUUCUACGUAUAUAUUCUAUAUAGCUUAUCUUUAUUAUCUUUGGAUGCGAUUUAUAUAAAAAAAAUAGGAUAUCUCUGACUUGCCUUAUAAUUGUUUUACAAAUUCUAUGAUAAAAACAAGCAAACUGUGGUAUAAUUUGCACUCGGAAUUUUGUACAUAAUCGUGUAUAUCACACAUUUUACUUUGAAGAUCAAAAUACUCAAGAGAAUUCUCAAUGAUUUUCUUAAGCCCGUGUAAAAUAAAAAUAUUGUACAGUUUCUGAUAUAAGUUGCGCCUUAAAUUGACACAUUCAGAUAUUUUAUUCGAUCAUUGUUUAUAGCGUAAUUGGUUCAUUUUGAGGCUGCAAUGACUAAUCCACAUUUGUUUCUUCCACAAAGAGACUGCGAAUUGAUAGCGACAAUAAGGUUUUACAAGUUGAAACAUUGUAAAAACAGUUCGAACAUAACGUUACAUUGCUAUGAAUCUGUAUAACAAUUAAUUAUUGACAACAGUAUAUCUACAUUACGAUUUAUCAGUGUUACAUAAUGGACUUGUAUAUUUGCUUUAUUUACAUUUCAGCUCUUACGAGAUCGAAUACUUUUUUUAAAUAUCUUGUACAUACUCUUAAAUGCCGUACUAUAUUUUAUGUUAACAGUUGAAAUGAAAAAUGUAACAGAACGUAAAGAGGGGGAAAUUAAUCGCGUUUUGCAUCGGUCGAAAAGAAAUUGUUUUAUGGCCGACGCAAAAAGUUGUUGCCUUCUCUAUAUUUUGCAAUGCUUUAUGUAUUAACUAAAUCUCUUUGAUAAUGCGUAUUCGUUUUCUUAGCGAUUGGUUUUUGAAAAUUUUCAGAACAUAAAUUACAACACAGUGCAAUGUAAAAAAAGUUAUUUAUUCUGUAAAAUUUUGUAGCUUCUUUGCAAUCAUUGUAUUGGUUAUAUAUAAUGUAAAGUCAUUUAGUAAAUAUAUAAAUUUUAUACAG